CAUCUAUUUUGCUCUCUGAAAAAUUUUUUGAUGUUAAAAGAAUAAUUACAUGUGAAUAAUUAGAUAUGAAUGAAAUUUGAAAAGCCCGCAAUUUUUGGUUCUAAAUAAAGAAUCUGUCACGACUCCUAACAUGUACCCAGAUAACUAGUUAGGCUUUAACUUUCUCGGUGACAAUCAGUGAUUGCAGUAUGAAGACAACUUGACAGAAAAUUUCCGUCAACUUGCAAUCAAAGUGACUACUAGGGAAUACUUUACAUUACAGAAAGUUACAGCUGGAAUUCACGUCUUGACUGCAAAAAAUUGAUGUUUAAUUAAUUAACGCAAAUCAUUUCCCACAGCCAAAUUCAAAGCAACUUUUAUUUUUCAUCUUUUUCCCGCAAUUUUUAAACAUCGUAUUCUGUCCGCGUUUUCAAAAAGCCGGUGUAGAUUUACAAAAACUUGUAGUUCGUUGUAAUAUUGUAGUCAAAAGUUUGAAUAUCUCAUAAUUAGCAACAGCUUGUCAAGUUAUAGGAAAUGUUUUGAUGCCUGGGUUCCCAAUUCACUACGCAGUCAAAGUAAAAUGUCAGUCACCAUAAACCUUAAGGCUGUCGUACAUCUUAACCUCGCCUAAAAAAACAGUACCACGUGCGCAUGUUUGAAAACAAAAGUAAUGUUUAUUCUUUUUAUAUUUAAUAUAUUCAGUGUAUUAACUUAAUACUUCAAAUUUAAAAAAUGGGAAUACGUGGACUAACAACAUAUGUUCAAAACAAAUCAGAUUAUUUUUUCGAACCGUACGAAUUAUGCAACACAAAAUUAGUUGUUGACGGUUGGAGUCUAAGUGCGCAGUUGUACUGUCAUGCAACUUACAGCGAUAGCAUAUUCGGCGGCGACUAUGACCAGUUUGCCCACUGCGUAACAAGAUUUUUCGAAGAUUUACUACGUUGCAAUGUCACACCUCUGGUUGUCCUCGACGGCGGUUGGGAAGAUAAAAAAUAUGACACCCUAAUAGCCCGAUUUAGAGAAAGACUACAAACAGCAUCUUCAAUGAUUUUCAAAAUUCACGAUCGUACAAUACAUUUUCCCUUACUGUUACCUGACGUAUUCGUCGAUGUCAUGGAUAAGAUGGAGAUCAAAUACUUCAUGUGUCCAUUUGAAGCUGAUGAGGCAGCUGCAGGAAUAUCCAGAGCCUUAAACUGUCCAUUACUUAGUUACGAUUCAGACUAUUAUAUUUACGAUGUAAUGUACAUACCUCUAAGUACCCUAGACCCUUACAUCGUUCGCUACGCCAAAGGCUACAUUAAAAAAUGUAAAAUAUACCGGGUACAAAAAUUACUAGACAAAUUCUACGGCCUUGAUGUCACGUCUCUGCCAUUAGCUUCCAUCCUCCUAGGAAAUGAUUACAUAAAUAAUCAUGUAUUCGAUGAUUUCUUCUUAUCACAAUUGCGGAUACCAAAGCAUCACGUAGCCAAUUAUCAGCAAUUUAAAAUUGAACGUGUCUUCAAUUGGUUGAAACAUUACACGUUGAAAGACGCGGUGAAUAAAAUCGUUCAAUUUCUGAGUAAAAAUCAGUGUCAGUUUGUCAUAAAACAAAUGGAGAUUGUCAUCAAUACAUAUUUGAAUAUUUCAACAAUUAUGCUGGGUCCUGUAGGAUUAAGUCCUGAAGCUAUUGAUGAUAUAGAGAAGAAUAUAUCAAUUUUUAAAUUUGAAAACGACAAAUCAAAGCUCAAAAAUGACAGUACGGAUAACAGCGAAGAUGAGAAGGAAGCUUAUAAAAUACCAAUUAAUGCUGCAGUAGAUGAGUUUGCUGCAUGUGUACCGACGUGGUUCAAGGAAAAUCAUUUAACUGGAAAAUUUCCAUUGUAUUUUGUCAAUAUUAUUACUCACCGUUGUUAUAUUAUGCCAGUACAAAUAGAAGUGAUGGAAUACCCAUCAGCGCAUGACAUAAGUAUGCCGAUAGUUAAGAAAAUUUGUAGUUUGCUAACUACAGUUAAUGAUAAUAUUAAUAAAGAAGACGAUUUAGUUAUAGAAUUAAUCACACGUAGAGAUAAACAAAUUCGAAGAGCUAGUUUACUUGUUCCGAAAUCAGAUGUUACGUUGGAAAACUUGCGCAUGCUCAGUGACAGUGAAAGAAGAAAUAUAAUUGAUGAAACAAUUGAAGUUAAAGAGAGUUAUCAUUUAGAAGAGCUGCCGUCAACUUGGAGAUUGUACGUCGCUGUAAUUAUCUAUUGGAUAAAGCAGAAUGACGAACCGGACAGGACUCAAUUGCAUUUGGAUUGUUUGCUAGUGUCGAUGUUCUUUGGAAUUAUUGAUAAGAAACUGGGAUUUCGGCGGUCGAAGGAAAAAUUUCAGAGAAAAUUUGCUGAUGAUUUGGCACGGAUACAAGAAGAAAGAAGACUGAAGAAAUUAACAGCUGAUGAGGAAUCGUCUAUUCUAACGAAUUUGAUAAAUGAAAUUAGUGAGGAAGAUUGUAUUGCUGCGUUACCAUUUUUUUUAGAGCACUUUGAAAUUAGUAAAAAUUUGAGAGUGUAUCCUGAUAACUUUAAUUUGAAUAUCGUGCAUGUUUUUUCACAAUUUCAAAGCUGUCUUAGACACGCGAUGCAUUUGAAUGCGUUGUUGGGUUUCAUUUAUGAGAAAACGUCAGUUGGUAGUUUCUUUAAUGGGACGUUACUGUACAACUUUUACAAUAAUUUCAGAAGACGAGACAAUGUCGAACGUUAUGUCUCCACACGGUUAGAAAAUGCGCCGGGAAUUCUGAAAGUUUUUAUAUUACUGAGGAAAAAAGUUAUUGACAUUUUAAACAGUUGUCAAGUCAAAAUUGAAGAGGGCGCGAAAAAUGUUAGAAAAAAGAAACGGCGGAGUAAAAAAAAUAAAACGGUAGAAAAUGAAGAUAUUGAUUGUUUGGAAGACAACAGCAAUGAUACUGAUGAUGAUUAUUACGAUCCCAAUAAUUCAUUUUCGAUGUUAAAAAUAUCUUAAGUGAAAAUAUUUAAUAGAAGGGUAUAAAAAAUCCCAUCCAAAACUAAAAUUAAGCAAUGAUUCAAUGACACAAAAUAUUGAAAUUAUAACACCAGG
Messenger RNA from Microplitis demolitor, 3051 nucleotides. RefSeq names its product protein asteroid. Lineage: Eukaryota; Metazoa; Arthropoda; Insecta; Hymenoptera; Braconidae. Gene Ontology annotation, molecular function: ATP-dependent DNA damage sensor activity; crossover junction DNA endonuclease activity; four-way junction DNA binding. The transcript has 2 exons. The coding region runs from base 712 to 2955 and encodes 747 amino acids. The record is from RefSeq and is a predicted model, not a curated record. Gene Ontology annotation, biological process: reciprocal meiotic recombination; meiotic DNA recombinase assembly; DNA repair. Gene Ontology annotation, cellular component: Rad51B-Rad51C-Rad51D-XRCC2 complex; replication fork; Rad51C-XRCC3 complex.